This is a messenger RNA of Chionomys nivalis (European snow vole), 4904 nucleotides long. Its product is annotated as zinc finger protein 665-like. Gene Ontology annotation, biological process: regulation of transcription by RNA polymerase II. Gene Ontology annotation, molecular function: DNA-binding transcription factor activity, RNA polymerase II-specific; RNA polymerase II cis-regulatory region sequence-specific DNA binding. Lineage: Eukaryota; Metazoa; Chordata; Mammalia; Rodentia; Cricetidae. The record is from RefSeq and is a predicted model, not a curated record. The transcript has 4 exons. The coding region runs from base 240 to 3071 and encodes 943 amino acids.
CCGCACCAAGGAACCAGGCUCGAGAACAGGAAAUCCCACCAUUCCGUGUUGGACUCGGGAGCACGGUUGUCUGGAACCGGGUAAGGAAGACUCCGCUGUGUGUUCGGGGACCGAAAACUCCCCGGAGCCGCAGUCGCCGCGGGGCGGCCUGGGAAAGUCAGCAGCGCCGUGACGGGAACCGCAGCCCGGGGCCCUGGAACCUCCCAGAGACAGAAACUGAGAGAAGACCAACAGGAAGAAUGGAUGAUUGUCCUGUAAAUCUACCCCAGGGUCUGUUGACAUUUCAGGAUGUGGCUGUGGACUUCUCCCAUGAGGAGUGGGAAUGCCUGGACUCUGCUCAGAGGGCUUUGUAUGUGGAUGUGAUGUUGGAGAAUUACAGCAAUCUAGUCUUUAUAGACAACCAUCACAUGUGUGUUGAAUAUAAGGACCUUCACCUUUGCUCAAAGCAUAAUGUCCAUAAUCACGUGAAUAGGCAAAGAAGUGAGAACACAGAAGAAGAACCCUCCAACUGUGAGGACUGUGUAAGCUGUUUAAAUUUCUGUUCCAACAUCAGUCAAAAUCAACAAAUCUAUGCUGGAAAGGAAGAACAAAAAAAUACCGAGAAUGAUAACUCUUUUGACUCUAAUCAUAAACUCACGCUGAAAAAAAUCCACAGUGGAAAGGAACCACAGCAAUGCCAGAAAUGCUUCAAGACAUACUCAAUUCUCAGUAGAUAUCAAGGUUCUCAUACAGAGGAGAAACCUUAUAAAUGUACAGAAUAUAGCAAUAUCUUUCUGCAUUUACCACAACUCAAAGUACAUAACCAUAUCCAUUAUGGAGACAAACCCUACAAUUGUAUUGAAAAUAGUAAGUGCUUUUAUAAUUCAUCAGAGUUUAAAAGAUAUUACCGAAUCCACACUGGAGAGGAAACUUUCAAAUUUGCUGAUUAUGAUAAUUGCUUCAUUUGCUGUUCAGAUCUUGAAAAACAUCAGAAAAUUCAUAGAGGAGAUAAGUCUCAUGAAUGCAAGCAGUGUAGUAAUUUUUACACAUUGCCACACCUUGAACACCAUGGUAGAAGCCACAGUGGAGAGAGACUUGACCGAUUUAAUGAAUGUGACGGAUCCCUUUCCACUGCCUCAGGUGUUAAAACAAAUCAGAGGGUUCACACAAGAGAGAAACCUUACAAAUGUACUGAGUGUGAUAAAGCAUUUAUUCAGAAAGCUAAACUUAAAGCACAUCAAAGAAUUCAUACAGGAGAGAAACCUUACAAAUGUAGGGAAUGUGGCAAAUGCUUUACCCAGCAGACACAUCUAAAAACCCAUCAGAAACUUCAUACAGGGGAGAAGAAUUACAAAUGCAGUGAAUGUGACAAAUCCUUUUCCCAGAAAGACCAUCUUAGGAGACACCUGACAAUUCAUACUGGAGAGAGGCCUUAUAAAUGCCCUGAAUGUGGGAAAGCCUUUGCCCGUACUUCAUACCUUAGAUUGCAUCAGAACAUUCAUACAGGUGUGAAACCAUACAAAUGUGUUGAAUGUGGCAAAUGCUUUACUAGUAGUUCAUCUCUUCGAUUGCAUCAGAACAUCCAUACAGGUGAGAAACCUUAUAAAUGUAGUGAAUGUGACAAAUUCUUUACCAGUAGUUCAUAUCUUAAAUUGCAUCAGAACAUCCAUAAAGGUGAGAGACCCUACAAAUGUAGUGAAUGUGGAAAAGGUUUUAUCCAGAAGCAACAGCUAAGAAGACACCUGACAAUUCAUACAGGAGAGAAGCCUUAUAAAUGUAGUGAGUGUGAGAAAUCCUUUUCAGUUGCUUCAGAUCUUAGAAACCAUCAGAAAAUUCAUGCAGAAGAGAAUCCUUACAAAUGCAGUGAGUGUAAGAAGUGCUUUAGUAGUAGUUCAUCUCUUCGACAGCAUCAGAAAUUUCAUACUGGUGAGAGACCUUACAAAUGUAAUGAAUGUGGAAAAGGUUUUAUCCAGAAGCAACAGCUAAGAAGACACCUGACAAUUCAUACAGGAGAGAAGCCUUAUAAAUGUAGUGAGUGUGAGAAAUCCUUUUCAGUUGCUUCAGAUCUUAGAAGCCAUCAGAAAAUUCAUGCAGAAGAGAAUCCUUACGAAUGCUGUGAAUGUAAGAAAUUCUUUAGCAGUAAUUCAUCUCUUCGACUGCAUAAGAGAAUCCAUACAGGUGAGAAACCAUACAAAUGCAGUGAAUGUGACAAAUCCUUUAUUCAGAAGCACCAACUUAGGAGACAUCAGACAAAUCAUACAGGAAAUAGGCCUUUUAAAUGUAGUGAAUGUGAGAAAUCCUUCAGCAGUAGUUCAUCUCUUCAAUUGCAUCAGAACAUUCAUACAGGUGAGAGACCCUACAAAUGUAGUGAAUGUGGCAAAGGCUUUAUCCAGAAACAACAGCUAAGAAGACACCUGACAGUUCAUACAGGAGAGAAACCUUAUAAAUGUAGUGAAUGUGACAAAUGCUUUUCAGUUGAUUCGGAUCUUAAAAGCCAUAAGAAAAUUCAUGCAGAAGAGAAUCCUUACAAAUGCAGUGAGUGUAAGAAAUCCUUUACCAGUUGUUCAUCUCUUCAGUUGCAUCAGAGGACUCAUACAGGUGAGAAACCUUACAAAUGCAGUGAAUGUGAGAAGUCAUUUGCCAGUGGGUCCUAUCUGAGAAUACAUAGGAAAUUUCAUACAGGAGAAAAACCUUACAAAUGUGGUGAAUGUCAGAAAUCCUUUACCACUGGCUCAUAUCUUAGAUUGCAUCAGAAAAUUCAUAGAGGUGAGAAACCUUACAAAUGUAGUGAAUGUGGCCUAUCCUUUGUCAAGAAACAACUUCUAAAGAAACAUCAGAAAAUUCAUACUCGGGAGAAACCUUAUCAAUGCAAUGAGUGUGGCAAGUGCUUUAGCCUGAAAUUCAAACUUAGAGAACACCAAAGAAUUCAUACAGGAGAGAAACCUACAAUUGUAAUGAAUGUGGCAAAUGCUUUAUAUGGAAAUGAUGACUUCGAACCCAUCAGUGAAUUCAUACAGGAGAGAAACCUUACAAAUGCAAUAAAUGUGACAGGUAUUUUACCAGUGGAUCAUAUCUUAGAGUACAUCAAAUAGUUCAUACAGAAGAGAAACCUUACAAAUGUAGUCAAUGUGAGAAAUCCUUUACUACUGACUCAUAUCUCAGAACAUUCAUAGAGGUAAGAAACCGUGCAGAUGUGUAGCAUGGGGCAAAGACUUUAUUUGACACUCACGUCUAAUAAAACAUCAACAUAAAAAAAUACAAACUGUUGAGAAACGUUGCCAAAGUAAGUAAUGUGGCAUGUGCUUUAUCCAAGAUAUAUCCUUAGGGACUACUAGAGGGGUCUUCACUAGAGAAUCAUUGUGAACACAAACUUGUGAAAGCCUUUAAGCAAUGUUCAACUCUUAGUAAAUAUCAAAAAGUUAAUACUGAAGAGAAAUUCUGAAAAUGUGACAGUGUGGAAAAAAUUCUUCAUAACAUACUUUUUUAAACUUCAAAUAUUUCAGAAUGAAUACAAAAUGGAGAAGCCUGAGUAAUAUGCUGUUAUGUAGGUAUUUCCUGUACAGUAAAGCAUUCUUUUCUGAAAGGAAGCUGAUUAAGACAGGAAAUAAACCACUCAAUAGCUUCAAGAAGUUCCUGAAUUUGACAGGGUUCACUGUGUUUAACUCCCAAAACACCAAUCAUGCUCCUUAGGUAAGGCUUAAACAAAUUGAGCCAGGAGGAUAGGUCACCCUUUAACCCGUGGGUACGUCUGCAGAUGGGCAGUGUGUUCCCGGUGUCUAGUGUUUAUAAUCUAUGUUGAAGUCUCAUGCUGGUAAUUACCUUUAAGUCCCUUUGUCCUUAUAAAUGGCUCCUUAGUAGCCAUAUUUUUCUUUGAGCCGCAAGUUCACAAAUAAUGAAUGACACAGAGACUUACUACUUUUGGAACCUCUGCCUAUACUUUAGGUUUUUUCCUAACAAGCUCUUAUAUCUUAAAUUAUCCCAUAUUUUUAGACUACAUGCUACCAUGUGGCUUUUUUUCCCCUUUCAUUCUGUAUCUCCAAGUUGUUCUGAGCCUUGUUAGCAUCUUCUCCAUAUAUCUAGAUUUAUCUCCAGUUCCUUUCUUUUCCCGGAAGUUCCACCUAUUCUUGCCUCGCUAUAGGCCAUUUAACUUCUUAUUAAACCAAUUACAAUAACACAUCUUUGCACAGUGUAUUCAGAUAUUUUGUAACAUUCCUCCAUAUCCCUGUAAUUAAACUCAUUGGUUUAACAACAUGAGUUUCAGUGGCAUCCAUAUUUGUUCCUGUUGUUAGUCCCCAUUUGGGUGGUUAGUUGCGUGUGUAUUUUACAUUUACCCAGGAAAUGACUCUCAAGAAACAUGUGCUGACCCCAUUCUUCAAAAUUGCAUGUACACCGGAAAAAUAAUAAUAGAGGAAAUAUUUGAGUCAACUAUACUAGGGAAGAUUGUUGGUGCUCACUGCUCCAAGCUUACUGCCAUAGUUGUACCUGGUCUAGUUAAUGGAGCUCAACACAGACAGAACAUAUAGAUUUAUGGAGCCUCAGAGAGGAGGCUGCUUUCUUUGUUUUCAGGGAGAAGAGAGAGCAGUUUGCAAAGGGGCAAAUGGAACUAUGUCUAUAAAACUGUCAGAGACAUAUUACAAAAUGGGCUGUGCCUAUGCAUGCCUCUAAAUGCUUAGACCCUGUGAUUCAGUUAUGCUCCAAUGAACCUUCGAACACUGGUGCCCAUGAGCAAAUAUUGAGCAUCAUUGUAUCCGUUUCCUCUUUUACCUUAUAAAUUCUAGUCUACAAGCCACCCCUAAACAAUUCAAUUUCAUCUUUUUGUUAAGGCUUUUCAGUAACAAUAAUGUUGUAGACAUGCCAGAAAAUUCAUCAUGAAAUUAAUCUCAAGAAAAUGGCUUUAGCCGGGCGGUGGUGGCGCACGCCUUUAA